CAUUUUCAACAUCGACGAAGCGUUUGGAAGAUGAGCUGGUUUGGCCGAGGCAAGAGCGCUGCGCCCGCGGAAGAGACCCACUUCGCCGAGGAGUCGUCGUCCUUCAUGCACGAAGAGUCGGCGCCGACCAACUUUGCGCCCAUGUCCAGCGGCACGAGCAUCAACGACAUUGUCAUGGAGGAGCAGCGCAAGGUGCUCGUCCAGCAGGCCAUUGCGAGCAUGACGGCCAUCGCGUGGGACAAGUGCAGCGCGUCCAAGCCCGACACGCAGCUCGCGAGCUCCGAGAUCUCGUGCAUCCACAACGUCGUCGCGUCCUAUCUGGACUCGAGUCAGUUUAUCAUCCGCAAGCUCAACAGCUCCCGAUAAACGACCGACAACACGAGAGCGUAGCGGACCUGGAAUGGACGCUCGCGUUCUUUGCCGUCCUU
Messenger RNA from Saprolegnia parasitica CBS 223.65, 428 nucleotides. RefSeq lists its product as hypothetical. Bases 31 to 366 code for a protein of 111 amino acids. The record is from RefSeq and is a predicted model, not a curated record. NCBI's taxonomy places the organism in Eukaryota, Oomycota, Saprolegniomycetes, Saprolegniales, Saprolegniaceae. The transcript has a single exon.